AUGGCGGAUGAAUCGUCCUGGGCAUUGACUUGGGGCAAUCUUCAGGAGAUUUUUCAGGAAUGUGAGCAGAGCGGCUUUCCUUGUGCCGGUUUUCGCUCUGGCAUUUUCAUUGAGACUGGAACCUUCUUGGGCCAAACAGUGGUGGCACUCUCCCUACAUUUCUCUGAACUGCACACGAUCGAACUGAGUACUGAGUGUUUUGAGGCAGCCAGGCUUUUUGCUUGGAAGGCAGCACGGCCGAUUCACUACCACUUGGGAAAUUCCAUCAAAGUACUGAAAACGAUCCUUCCAAAGGUCUCAGGUCCAACAGUGCUGUACUUGGACGCUCAUUGGUCUGGCUCCGUUACGAAAGGCUUGGAGGAAGAGAUUCCUUUGAUGAAGGAGUUGGGUUUGAUCAAUGACUUGCUUCCACAUGCUUCAUUGGUCAUCAUCGAUGACUUGGAUCUUUUCGCCAAGAUCAACAGCUUUGAAGCCAUAGACGGCCAGACUGGAAGGGUCACUGGAUCUCACUCAGCAGAUUGGCGCUCCAUUACUUGCGACUCCGUGCAGAUGAGCUGCUCUACUCGAGCGCAUGGUUGCUUCAAGAUGAAAACGCAAAAUCGCUUCAUCAUCAUGUUGCGUCCUGCAGGUGGCAGAUCUGCAGAGACGCCUGCAGAUUCGCCAGUGGAUCAGCCCAGGUCCUUCUGUCAGGACCUGGUUUUGAGAUCUAUGUAUGGAGCAGCUGUUGGAGCAACCCCAGCUGGGACUUUGACCUGCCAAGAUCCACAAAAAACAGUGGAAUCAGUAUGGAUCUCAGUACCUGGUUCAGCUUUGCAAGCUGAAGGUCUUGAGAAAGUACGAUCUCACGGACGCUGGUGGAAGCAAAUUGCGGAUGCGAUUGAGAGGGAAUAUCGUAAUAGUUUGGGACAUGCAUCCAACAGUUUUAAGGAUCUGCAGGAUCGAAUGCAAGAAGAACGGACGAAGACUGCAAAGCUUUGUCAGAAAUCCGUCGAACAUGUCUUGACGCGGGAGCAGUCCAUUGCCUUGCAUGAUGAUUUGAUCCAAGCUUUCCUGGACAAGAAUUUCCAGACGAGAUUAGCAGCCAGUUGGGCAGCAGCAAAGGGAGACAAAACCAAAGAACAGAAAUGCAAGCGUGAACUGUGCUUGCCCUUUCAACUUCCUAUCAUGGAGAAGUACGGUUUUGAAAGGUCUGAGAAGGGCGUAUUUAAGUGCUUGUGGUCCAUUCGCACAACUUUUUUCAACUUUGCAACAAUUGAAGAUGUUGACAAAGAGAUGCAGCUCAAGGCCGUUUUCUUGGACUUCCUGGUGAAUCCGGGGAAGGAUCUUCAUCCAGAUGUGAUUCCAUUUGCCGAACACAUCUAUCCCAAGGGAUAUGCCGCUGUGUGCCAGAUCCGGACAAGCACCCUAAAGUAA
This is a messenger RNA of Cladocopium goreaui, 1413 nucleotides long. The record is from the annotation of a GenBank genome assembly. Lineage: Eukaryota; Dinophyceae; Suessiales; Symbiodiniaceae.